This is a messenger RNA of Cooperia oncophora, 1977 nucleotides long. The record is from the annotation of a GenBank genome assembly. NCBI's taxonomy places the organism in Eukaryota, Metazoa, Nematoda, Chromadorea, Rhabditida, Trichostrongylidae.
AUGCCUGUGGAUGUCUAUGCAGAGUGCUCGCCGAAGUCAUUGCUGGAGGCGAGCGCUCUUCGUAUAGCCUGUCUAAUUGGAGAUGAUCGGGUCCCACCAAUCGGCUCAUCAUUGCCUGCCCAUUUUGGAAACUUAAUCGUGGAUGCUAUGCGUCAAUUGGACCUUCUAGAUGAAAAAGGAUUGCAGUGCCUUGCUGAUCUUAAGCUAAAUAUAACCAAGAUUGACUUAUCACAAUGUGGACACUUCCCUUACGUUGUACUAUCACUCUUGGCGCAGUUCGAUUUGGAGUCACUUUCGAUUUCAGAUGCAGGACCAUCAGAUUCCUCGACUUUUGAUGUGGGAGAGUUUAUCCAUGAAUGCGUCAGUGAAGCUACGUUGAGGUCACUCCGCUAUCUUAACAUUGGUGGGCAUGACAAAAUGACUAACUUCUCCAGGCUGGCACAAUUCUCUGCAUUGGAAAGCCUUUCGCUUGCAGGACGUCCGGUGUGCCAGGCGGCUUUGAAAGUUGUUCGCGAACUUCCUAACUUGAAGCUACUUGACAUUUCUAAUACAUUAGUUGCAGACAUUUCUGCUCUGAAUGAACAAGUGAAUCUCGAGGCCCUUAUAAUGCACAAUCUACGCAUUCGCUCUGGGUGUGUAACCGAAACGCUUCGUAGUCUGUGUGGUCUGCGGGUUCUGGAUAUAUCGAAAGAGGUUACAGAUUACGGAACGGACAGCUCGCAGGAGGCUUGCGUGGAUCUACCACUUGCUAUGGUACAAGUAAUGCGCGACGAUAAAUUUGCUUGCUGGCCUUAUUUGAGGUCAAUAGACCUUGCUGGAAAUUCACUAGCAAAUAUGGGAGUGGAUAGGGCUGCCGACAUCGUCACACUUCUACUGGAAAGAAAUCCUCGUCUUGAGCGAGUCUCUGUCCUAGCAACUCCCCUCGACGGGCAUUCCUACGUUGUUCCGGUGGAACGAGAUGUACAAAUCAUUAAUUGCGCUACCAGAACGCAAGCAGUGAUGGCUUUGAAUGAUUACUGGAAUACUGACAGGUUUGAUUACUCUUCGGUUACAUCUUGGCUUUCAUACUGGACUAUUUUGUAUCGCUUCAGGGAUGCAUUCACUGCACACGCUUUGCAUUGUGUUUACUACAUGUUACAAAGCGGUUAUGAUGAUUUCUCGGAUAGUGAAAUAGCUGAAUGUGCAGCAGUGGUUUGUGCGGCAUUGCGCAAACAUCUGCACAAUCUUGGUGUUCAAAUGGCCGGCAGCGCUUGUCUUUACCACCUCUGCAAGAUGAAGCGGAUCUCUCGUCUUUCAAUAUCAGCUGUCCGAAAAUGCGUCGAUCGGUGCCUUGAUGCUGCUGAAACUUAUCCAGAAACAACGCAGCUGCAAAAGAAUGUAUGGUUGACGAUAUGCAACGAUUAUCUUCUCCAACUUUCCGGGAUCAAUUUCUACCGAACUUGCAAGGUUGCACUGGAAAGCAUGCUGAUCAAUACGGAUGCUGGUGUUUCAAGGAUGACCAUAGCCAUAGUGUCAAUUGUUGCGCCAAAAAUGCGCUCUCAAGAUGCUCGAGUCCUGGCCAGCGAUGUACGUUACGUGAAACAUCUUGUUCAUCUAAUGGAACAAAAUCUAAAUCAUUUUCGCAAUUCAAACGGUGUUCGUGCUGAGAACUCGCUCUACACUCUGAAGUUCACUUUGAGUGCCCUGUGGAAUCUAACGGACGACUGUCCGGCCACCUGUGUGGUUUUCGCUCAAGAAAAUGGUAUCGGAGUUUCAUUUGAUAUCCUGCGACUAUUUGAAAAUCACAAACAAACAUCAAACAAAGUACUAGGAAUCUUUGAACAAUGUCGCCGAAGUAUACGAGCAGAAACUCUUGAUGCUACAGAAUCGAAAUUGGCAAGCUCUUUGCUGAAUGUCUUGAUGGAGAUUUUACUCGUGCUGAUGGAGCUGGACGAAACCGUGCUGUUGAACGAAGCUACUUCGCCGCAGGUGUUUUAG